Plasmodium berghei ANKA is the source of this 3918-nucleotide messenger RNA. RefSeq names its product conserved Plasmodium protein, unknown function. The record is from RefSeq and is a predicted model, not a curated record. The transcript has a single exon. Lineage: Eukaryota; Apicomplexa; Aconoidasida; Haemosporida; Plasmodiidae. Bases 1 to 3918 code for a protein of 1305 amino acids.
AUGAAUAGUAUGCAUAAAUUAUAUCAAUUCGAAAAUAAAGAUGAUGAUAUAUAUAUUAACUCAUUUUUUAGAAAAAAUCUUUUUAGAAAAUAUGAAUUUAAAUCCAAACAUUAUGAUAAACCCAAAUCUGACGUAAUAAAAAAUAAAAGUGGUGCGCAUUUCAAACGUGUUUCAAAUAACUCUUGGUAUGAUACAAGUGUUUAUAAUAAGGAAAAAGAUAUUUAUUUAUUGUGCAAAGAAAUGAAAAAUGAAAAUAAUUCUAUAAAUAUAUUAAGUUCAGUAGAAAAAAAUGAGGAAAUAAAAAAAAUUGUGAACACUUAUGAAAAUGUACAAAAUAAAAUGAAUACAAAAAAUAUAUAUAAUUUCAAAAUUGAUAAAUAUACGGAUAUGCAUAAUAAUAUAUUAAAAAACAAUCAGUAUAAUAGUUUAUAUAUGAAUAAGAAAGGAAAAAAUAAUAAAUUGCUAAAUAUAAAAAAUAAUAGCAACAUAAUUGAAACUAAUACAUCACGAAACAUAGAAAAUAAAAUCUACACUGAAUUAAUAGGCAAUAUAAAUGUAGACAAAAUAAAUUCUAAUAUUAAAGACAGUAAAGGGGAAGACGAAGAAAAAGAAAAUGAAUUAGAAGAAAAAAACAAAAAUAGAAAAAUAGAAAAAUAUAUUUUAAAACCAAAAAAUGUAAUAAAAAGUAAUCUCAGAUUGAAAAAAGAAAAUAUAACAAGAACCAGUAGUGCAUAUUGUGAUUAUAAUAUUGAAAAAAAUUAUUUCAAAAAACGUAGUAAAUCAAAUAUAGUUAAUUGUAAGGUUUUGAAAGGAAAAGUAAUUCAAAAGAAAUGGAUUGAAACUUUUAACUCUGAAUUUGAUAUAAAUAAUUUGGAUGAAUUAAAAAACAAAUCUAUAUUCCUUAAUAAUAAUACAAAUAAAUUUAAAAACAUUAGAUGUUUAUGUUCAAAGAAUAAAAAAGAAAAUGAUUGGGAUCAUUUAAUAAAUUCUAGUUAUAUAUAUAGCAAAUAUAAUAAUAAAAAUAAAUAUUUUAAGAGCGAAAAAAUGUUAUUUCCUAAAAUUGAAAACAUUCUUGAGAUGGAAAAUUGUAAUUUAGAACAAGGAGAGGAAAAAAAAAAAAACUUAAAAAAAAAUAAUAAAAUCUUAACUAUUGACAAUUCAAAAAAUCGAAAGAUAAGUCAAGUUUUUGAUAAUAAAUUUUAUCAAAUUAAUGAAACGGUAGACACAAACAAUGAAUAUAGCAAUAAAAAAGAGAGUUCUAAUAAUUUACUAUUCGAUAUUUCUACCCCACAAAAUGAUGAAAUAAAUUUUGAUGAUUAUAAUAAAAAAAAAAAUGAUAAACAAAUAGGAAAAGAAAGUGAAGAUCUAGAUGCAAUACAAAUUGAAUCAAAGAAAAAAAAAAAAGAAAAAGACAACAUUGAAAAAAAUGAUAUAUCAAAAAAUAAAGAAAUAUACAAUUUAAUGGGAAAAAUAGAAUUGAAUGAAAUACAUAAAAGUAUUAAAACAAAAAAUAAAUACUACUCUAAACAGAUUAAUUCUAAUCAAAUUAUAAACAGAGGUAUUUCAUAUGAAAUUGUCAAAAAAAUGGACGAAUCUCAAAUUUCUAUUCAUGAUUAUAACUUUAAUAGUAAUGAUAAAAAUAUUCAAUACCCAAAAGGAAAUAUUUCAGAUAAUAUAUCAAUCGAUUUUAAAAUAUAUAAACCAAUAUUAAUGAAUUAUCCAACUCAGAUAAUAAUAGAGAUUGGAAAUAAAGUUUUAAAAAGUGUAUAUAUAAAUGAAUACCCACAAACAUUUAAUGUUAUUAUACAAAAAAUGAAUAAAACAAAUAAUGAACAAAUAAUUAGUAAAAUACGAAAUAAAAUGAACAGUAUAAAAGAUGAAGAUUUAAUAAAAUUUGUUUAUUUAAAUGAUCAUAAAGAAAUAGGUUAUUCAUAUAUAUGUAUAAAAAAUGUGUUAAAAUUAGGAAUGGAUGGUGGAAUGUUUAUUUUAGUUUCAAAUGAAAAAAAGGAAAGUAUGAAUCAUAAACAUUUUAUGCAUUCUCAAAUUAUACCAAUUAACAAACAGGAAAUAGAUAUACUUAAACCGAAGAUAUUUAUGAACUAUAAAAUUUAUUGUCCUAAAUUAUUUAUAGACACUUUACCAAUAAAUGAAAUUAUAACAUUUAAUGAAAAAAUUAAAUAUUUAGAAGACAUGAUUAGACAACUAUAUGCUUUUAUUCAAAACUCAUAUCCAAUUAAAUAUACAAAAAAUAUAAUUAAUCCAAAAGAAAUAAAAGCAAGGAUUAUAUAUCAUAGAUCAAAAGGUUUAGAAAAAAAUGCAGAGAAUAUAAUUAAUAAAAAAAAAUAUCAAAGUUACAAAAUUGAAAAUUUAGAAAUUAGAAAAAAAAGCAAGCCCCCAAAAAUAUGUAAAAAUUAUGAUACCAUAAAUGAAUUUAAUCAAAUAUAUGAAAAAAAAAAAAUACAAAAUAAUACUUAUGAAUAUCUAACUUUUUCACAUUCGAAUGAUACACAAAAUAUUGAACAAAAAAAAAAUUAUAAUAAAAUAAAAAAUACUAAUAAUGUGUACAUUCAAAUCGAAAAAGAAUUAAAUGACACAUCUACUAAUAUAACAAAUAAACCAAAUAAUAGUACAUAUAAAACUAAUUUAAAUAAUAUAAAUGUAAAAAAUAAAGAAAACUGUUUCGAUAUAGAAGUAAUAAAAAAAAACAUGAAUACAUUACCCAAUGAUAAGAAUCAUAAAAAGAAACCUGAAAAUGAAAUUUACAAAACAAACAAAAAUAUUCAAAAUAAUAGCGAUACAACAAAAAUAAAUAUACAGAAAGAAAUAUGUUUAGAUGAAAUUAAUAAAUCUGUUACAGAUAAUAUAUAUAAUUUGAGUGAAGUAAAAACCCAGAAAUAUAAAACUAAAAAAGAACAAAAAAAUCGUAUUAUUUUAUCAUCUAAAAUAAACGAAAUUAGUAAUGAAAAUAAAAAUAAAAUUGAUGAACUAUGUAAUGUAAUAGAAAAAUUAAAAAUAGAGCUAGAAUCAAAAAAUUUGGAAAUAAGCAAACUGAAGCAUUCGAAUAAUAAUAUCAACAUUUUAUACAAAUCGUGCUAUAAAAAAAUGUAUAAUCAUGAAGAAAAAAAAAAGAAAAAAAAAGUACAAAUGUUCAAGAAUAAUAUAUUAUUGUCUAAAUUUAAUGGUAUGUAUAAUUGUGAAAUAACUCAUGAAAAUUUGGAAAAAAAUGUUUUGAUUAAUCCAAGUAUAGAAAAAAAAUGUUAUUUUGAGAAAGAAGAUGAAGAAAUAACCAAAGAACCAUACCCAAACGUUAAUAAUAUAUUUUUUUCUAACUUAAAUAUGAAGGAAAAAAAAAUAAAUUAUAAUGGACAAAAAGAAGAAUUACAAUCAAACAACCAUGACACAGAUAUAGGAAACCAAUGUAUAGACGAUGUUGUAGACACUAAUACGACUUUAAAUGAAAUAGAUGUGGGCAAAGGAGAUAAUACAAUUUCGCAUAAAAAAGCAAAACAGCAUUUAGCUAAUAUUGAGAAUAAACUAAUAGAAUUUGAAAUGUUACUAAGAAAUAAUGAACUAAUAAAACAUGAACUAAAUAAGUUUAGUGUUGAAGAUAUUGUGAAUGAUGAGAAUUCCAAAUAUGAUAAAUCUGAUGAUCAAAAUAAAGAACCCAUAAAAAAUGAGCUCCUAUUAUUAGAUGUAAAUGAUUCUAAAAAUAAUGGAAAUAAAAAUUUAGGUGAAUAUGAGGAUAUCAAUUAUAAUGAAGAAAUGCAUGAACAAUCUAUUGUUGAUAAUUUAGAUAAUGAAAAAUGUUUUACUAAUAAAGUUAAAAAAGUAAAUAAAUACGAUAACAACAUUAGAUUUAAUUUCCCUCUAAAUUUUGUUAAAAGUUGUUCACAUAAUUCUAGUCCAGAACGAAGUUAA